Messenger RNA from Tripterygium wilfordii, 1758 nucleotides. Its product is annotated as protein LNK3-like. The transcript has 6 exons. Gene Ontology annotation, biological process: circadian rhythm; regulation of DNA-templated transcription. Lineage: Eukaryota; Viridiplantae; Streptophyta; Magnoliopsida; Celastrales; Celastraceae. The record is from RefSeq and is a predicted model, not a curated record. The coding region runs from base 223 to 1065 and encodes 280 amino acids.
AUAAAAAAAGCCUGCACCGUUGUUGCAGAAACAGAGGCCGCUUCUGUUUAUCUGGUUACAGCCUCAACAUCUGUAAUCUUCGUCAAACAUUGAAAUUUGAAAAACCCAUUGAAGUUUCGUUCAUCUCUGGCUGUUUUCCUUAUCUGGGUUGAUUUAGUUAUCUGAAUCUGAAAUUGGGUAACCCUUAUUUCUCCCAUCCAACUCUGCUGCAGAUUCGAUCUUAUGGACUGUUAUUUCAGGAUAGCUAUUGAUGAUUAUGUUGUCCCCAAGGACCAAGAAAUAUCAGAUGUGCUUCCAUCAUCGCACAGUUGGUUGAAUUGGGGAAUAAGUGCUCCUGAAAGUUAUGGGUUAACUAAUAAAUGUUUUCUUAUGGAUGCAAGUUUGUCUCGAAGAGAGAUGAACCCCACUGGUGAAAUAUUAUGUGAUGGGGAUCUGAUGGAUGCUUCAAUCCAUGGUAAAGAACAGUCUAGCAGUUUUAGUCUCUGUGAAGGAUCAGUGGAUGACAUUUUCAACCUGACCACAACUUCACAUGAUUGGUCGGACUGCCAGCUUGAUGACCUGGUCGGGAUCGAUGCGAUGGAUGACAUUUUCUUAGAUUCUUUUCUUGAAGGUCUACCUGAGACUGAAAAUCCUCAGAAAUCAUUUUCUCUUUCACCCGAGUCACAGUACAACUCAAUGCUAAUCGACAAUCUUUCAAAAGAUAUGAUUUUAGAUUCACGAAGUUUUUCAAGUGACGAACAUAGUAUUGGAAGCUCCAAGUAUCUCAAAAUGCAUGCUUUUUCUCCGGCGGUGGGUUGGAAGAGAGAAGCCAAUUCUUCACAGUUUCUGCCCUAUAGUUCAGAGCAGAAUGAUGGCACAACAAUAGAGGCAUCACAGAUCAACAUCUCAGCCCCUUCUGAGCAGAACAUAAUUGAUGAAAGGGUGGAUGAGGAGUCAUCAGUGAAGGAAUCCGUGUUGCAGGAGCUUGAAAUGGUGAUGACACAGUUGACUGAUAAAACACGGAUAUGCUUUCGUGACGCCUUUUAUCGGCUUGCAAAGAACUCGGAACGACAUAUGGUGGAAUAGAGACAACAUAAAGACGUCUCUGUGGAAACUUCUCCUCCAUUGAUGGGUCAUGUUGAGAAAGAGAGGUCUGUACGACAUGGAGGUCACAAGCUCAAUUCAUGGAAACAGCCGCCGCAUAUAUUAUGUGGGAGUGAGGUUUUCGUACAUCCUGCAUGUCACCUACUAUGUACACUGCGAGAGCCUUGUGCACAUGAGGAGUUUACCUUUAUUACUACUUAGGUUUGUAAGAAAGAAAGCAAAGUUCAACAUCAUCGACAGAACCAUCGCAAGCCUCUUGUUUGGUAAGAGGCACAUGUUUGUUCAAGAUUCUCCAGUGGAGAAUACAGUAAUCACCGAUGAAGAGGCAACCAGAGUGACAGGAACGCCAAACCAUAAUAUGAAUCAGUCGCGAACCCAACAUUUUCAUCGCUACCCUGAACAUACCGGCAAUGCUGAAGUUGCAAUAUACUGUCAGGGACACCUACAAGCAACAGUUGAUCAUUGCAGGGAUGCCUCCCAAAGCAACAGUUGAUCAUUCCCGGAGUUGAAGUAGUUUCUGAAUCAUGUUUCAGUGUUUGAAUAUGUAUAUAUUAGUUUUCAGUAUUACAUGACUUGCUGCACCAAGGCAGCUCUGUUUUGACUCAUGAUCAAUUCAAUGACAGUUGAAAAUGAUUACAAGCAGGGAAUGAAUGAAUGACCUCUAGCUCAGGUGAA